AUGCAAGCUUGAUAUGAUAUUGGACUCUGCAUUAAGGAGCUUAUAUAUUCUUCAUAUUUAUGGCACAAUUUUAGUCUUGCUUGGCUAAUUCUAAAUGGAGUCAAUUGACAGAAAAGCUGACAUAAAAAGGCUUUUAUUUAUCUUCUCCCAUUUUUUGACUCACACAUACGAGCAAGUAUUAUUUUAUAUAAUAAAAAUAGUUAUUUAAGCAGAAUCGGAAAUGAAGAAGCUCUCUCAUGAUAG
This is a messenger RNA of Blepharisma stoltei, 243 nucleotides long. Lineage: Eukaryota; Ciliophora; Heterotrichea; Heterotrichida; Blepharismidae. The record is from the annotation of a GenBank genome assembly.